This is a messenger RNA of Stegastes partitus (bicolor damselfish), 1440 nucleotides long. Its product is annotated as ras-related protein Rab-15-like. The record is from RefSeq and is a predicted model, not a curated record. Lineage: Eukaryota; Metazoa; Chordata; Actinopteri; Pomacentridae. The coding region runs from base 75 to 713 and encodes 212 amino acids. Gene Ontology annotation, molecular function: GTPase activity; GTP binding. The transcript is spliced from 7 exons.
GAAGGCGGCGCCGGAGCAGAGGACAUCAGCCGCAUGAAGCAGUCAUGUUUCCUCCUAUAUGUUAGUGUUUGGACAUGGCCAAACAGUACGACAUCCUGUUCAGGCUCAUCAUGCUCGGAGACUCGGGGGUCGGGAAGACGUGCAUGCUGCGCCGGUUCACCGAGAGCGAGUUUGAUCCUUCACACAUUUCCACCAUCGGAGUUGAUUUCAAGAUGAAAACAGUCGAGAUAGAUGGAAUCAAGGUCCGAGUACAGAUCUGGGACACGGCUGGUCAGGAACGCUAUCAGACCAUCACCAAACAGUACUACAGGCGGGCGCAGGGCAUCAUCUUUGUAUACGACAUCACAAGCGAGUCGUCCUUUCAGCACAUAGCCAAGUGGGCCAGCGAUGUGGACGAAAACGCUCUCGACAAGGUGCAGACAAUCCUGGUAGGAAACAAGUCUGAUGAGGAGCCCAGGAGGAAAGUGACAAAGGACCAAGGAAGCAAGCUCGCAGAAACCUACGGGAUGGAGUUCUUUGAGAGCAGCGCUUCCACCAACAGUAAUAUCAGCGAGUCAUUCAUUCGUGUGACAGAACUGGUGCUGCAGGCUCACAAGAGAGACGUGGACAUGUUGUUCGGCUCUCUGGAUGAUUAUCUGGACAAGGCUGCUCAGGAGGAAGAGAACCGGAGUCAGGAGAACGAUGGCGGCGCUCGGAGGACCUGCACCUGUUAAAACCACAGGACCUUCUCAGUGCCAUGACUCGUAGCUGAAGACACGUGACUUGAUUUCACCCUCUUUGACAGUUUGACUUGUCGGUCAUGAGGGUUGCUGGGUUGUUGUUUUCUUUGCAAGUUUAAGAAUUGAAAUGGUGGUAGGUGCAGUUUGCAGAAGCUACCAGCAGACGGCCGAUUCCAAGGAGGCAAAACCAUCAACACACACAAACACUCAUCCCUUUUCCUUAAAAUGCAGUUUUGCACUACAUCAUCAGUUUACUGUAUUCCAUCUUGUUUGCUUUCUUGUUCUUUUUUUUGUUAUUAUUCAGUCGUUGCACAAAGUAAAGCACGCAUUCAUAUCCACAAAUCUUUUCAGCCAAGUGACAAGACUAUAGAGGCAACAGCAAAGUAGCCCGAGGAUAGAGCUGAAUUAUUUACACGGAGAAACUCGACCCAAGCAGGGAUGGAUUCAUUUACAGGGUGGACUUAUUUCCUCAAGGGAGACAGUGUUGUGCCAUGUUCAGUGAUCUAUCUGAAUGCGGCGCAUGCUUAUUUACCAUUCUGAUUGUUUGUUUUAUGAAUGUGACCGGCGUUGUGCAUUGAAGCAGAGCUGCUGCUGCUGCUGCUGCUGCUUAAAAUAUGAUGUUCAGGUUCUGCAGAGGUGCCACAGAUGUGUCAUUUUUAAGGUGAUGUUUGCAGGUUUUUUUUGCAAAAGAAAAAUUGAAUAAAUGUUUCAAGUAAAUGAA